Molecule: messenger RNA, 770 nt
Organism: Tarenaya hassleriana
Lineage: Eukaryota; Viridiplantae; Streptophyta; Magnoliopsida; Brassicales; Cleomaceae
Product: calmodulin-7-like
Exons: 2
Coding region: 90-539 (149 amino acids)
Molecular function (GO): enzyme regulator activity; calcium ion binding
Source: RefSeq, a predicted model, not a curated record
GAAGCCAAAAGGAGCGACGAACAUUUAAUCGUUUGUGAAGAAUUACAAGGAAGGCGAAUUCUCAACGACGGACGACGCAACCUGCAACUAUGGCGGACCAGCUCACCGAUGACCAGAUCUCCGAGUUCAAGGAGGCUUUUAGCCUCUUUGACAAGGACGGCGAUGGCUGCAUCACCACCAAGGAGCUGGGAACAGUGAUGCGCUCCCUCGGGCAGAACCCAACAGAAGCCGAGCUCCAAGACAUGAUCAAUGAAGUUGACGCAGACGGGAACGGGACCAUCGACUUUCCCGAGUUCCUAAACCUAAUGGCUCGUAAGAUGAAAGACACCGACUCCGAGGAAGAACUCAAGGAAGCCUUCAGGGUCUUCGACAAGGACCAGAACGGCUUCAUCUCUGCCGCGGAGCUGCGUCAUGUCAUGACGAAUCUCGGGGAGAAGCUCACGGACGAGGAAGUGGACGAGAUGAUACGUGAGGCAGAUGUAGACGGGGACGGUCAGAUCAACUACGAAGAGUUCGUCAAGAUCAUGAUGGCUAAGUGAUGAGAGAGCAUCAGACUCUAAAUUAUUCCCAAGGUCUUGACUUUAUUAUCAUCAUCAUCAUCUAUCAACGGAUUCUUCCUCUCUUUGUUUUUUUGUUUUGAAGCUUCUUAGGAGUUAUCAAAAGUAUUUGCAUGAAAUGGUCGGUUGAUUAUGCUACUUAAUGGCUAUGCUUUUUCUUGUUCAUCUGUGGAUUUCUGGUCUGGUUGCAGAAAUAUGAAAUUUUCAAUUAAA